AUGGAGGCGAAAAAUAUUAAACUGCUUGCAGGCAUAAAAUGCUCUAUUUUAGAAAGUGCAUUAAAUACUGCAUUUCUUGUUCAUUCUGCUAUAGGUCACCUUUGGCUGUUCAGGGACGCGGGGACAAAUGAUGGGCUUCUUGUCAAUCAGAAGGAGCUGUUUAUCGCUGCUCCCAAUGUGAAUAAAGCAGACAUCACACUGCCAGUGUUCACCCUGAAAGAGAGAUGCCUCCAGGUUGUUCGCAGUCUGGUCAAACCAAUGGACUACAGGAAACUGGACAUUGUUCGAUCAUUAUAUGACGAGCUGGAAGAUCAUCCUGAUAUUAGGAAGGAUCUUCUGCGGCUUUCUCUGGAGAGAAGUGAAACGUUAAGGAAUGGAGUUUCAGAAUAAAAUGAAUGUUGUUCAUUCCAGACUCUUUAAAUGGCAAACCACUGAGUUUGAGCAGGAGUGACCACCCUGAAACAGGUCAAGAGCUGAUGUCUGUAUUUCGUGUUCUGAAACUCAGUUAUUUAAGGUAUACAAAACUUGUUAUGAUGGUGAGUCAGAUCCAAAAGACUAAACCCCAUGUAAACAUACGCCAAGGUCAUGAUGGUUCAGUUCUGCUCUUAGUUAUGCGUAUUGCAAACCUGUGACUCUAGAGGCCUUGCAUGGAUGAAACUUGGAGAAGAAUUUUAACUCGGUCUAUUUCAGAACACGCCUUAGUGAUUUAAGAUCAGGUCAUCUAUUUAGAGAAUAUGCAUGCAGAUCAACUUCCUCUGUUUUAGAAAGUAAAUUACACCAAUGACUAAUUUAAUCCAGACUCUAAUGAUUAGAAGUGGCAGAAUAACAGAAGUGUUGGUCAAAUAGCUUGAUUUUGGUGGAAUUUCACUUUCCCACACUUAGGCUAAAUUUGCCUGUGUUCAGAAAGUGUGAGGGGAUGUUUGUUUAUGUAUGUGAGAGCUUGCACCACCUUCUUCUGAGGGCCUCACCUGAAACUUUAAGUUGGUGGAAAGAUGGAGUGUGUAAAAGCUUGGGGUUUUCUGCCUCUUCCCUUUGCAUUUAUAAAACCCAUGUCCUAUUGACACUUUGAGGUUGACAAAUUUUUACAUAGAUCAUACUUUUAAUGCCUUGUUUGUCCUUCAUUAUUGGAUUCGUCACUGGUUUAUCUCAGGGUGAUUCAACCUGGUCAGCCACAUUGGCUGUAUCCUGGUUUUGGGGCACCUUUCUCCUCUGCACCUCCAUGCCUGCUCCUCCAGCUUCCCAUGCAGCUGUAUCAAGGAGCAUUCACAGAAGGUAGAUGCUUUGAGCCCUAGCCCCAUAGCAAUGCGGUAGCCGUAGUUCAAGUCCUAAGGGAGAGGCUUUUUUAGGGAGCAUGAGACACUUAAGUUGCUAGUGUCUCCUAAGGAACAGACAGGAGGCUGUAGCAGCUCAUCCGAGCCUAUUGCUAGAUCCAGCUCACAAAUCGAUCUACACUUUAUUUCAGGCUGGAUGAGCCCCAAAGAAAAAGUUUCUUUGACUAUAGCCUAUUCCCCACAUUCCUCAACCAGAACGUGUAUUUGUGUGAAUCUACACAGGUAAUUCAAAGCAGCAUUGUUUUUAGCCGAUAUAUGAAUUGUCUACCGAGCAAAAGAUGUAGUGCUGUGCCAUGAUAGAAGCAGACUGAUACAAGAUUAUAGCAGAUUAUUGCUAGCAUACGUUUCUUUCCAGUUACACUUAAACAUUCUAAGAAAACAGCUGUGAAACUAAGUGACUGACAAGAUCAACCUAUUCUGUUAAGUAUGAAUUGUUUUCACUUUUUGUACACUUGUUUUUCUUAACAUGAAAUAUAUGAACUGAUCUUUGUUGUUUGUCAUAAAAUGUAAAUCCGCGCUAA
This is a messenger RNA of Struthio camelus australis, 1852 nucleotides long. NCBI's taxonomy places the organism in Eukaryota, Metazoa, Chordata, Aves, Struthioniformes, Struthionidae. The record is from RefSeq and is a predicted model, not a curated record.